CAUUGACACCAACUCUCUUUUUGCGUUUUUUUGUCGCCAUUUUGUUAAUAUUUAGCUCUUCGCACCCUUACCUCCUUGCUAGAAGCACGUGUGCUUGUUUUGCAAUCCACGAUGUCGCACAUUCUUGUGAAAUGGGUGGAGGACGAAAAGUGGGACGUAUAUCCCGUCAGUGCCCUGGCCGACGCGGAUGUGGCCUUCCGCUUAAUAUCCCAGCAGGGAUGCAUCAAACAACUGCGCGGAACGGUUCACCGCGUGAGCUGGAAGGAAGGAGCGCCACCGGCCUUGGCAGAACUUCUUGCCUUCGGAAAUCCACAGCAACUCGAAAAAAAGAGAGCCCGUCUCGUGUCGGAGGCUGCUGCGCAAUCUGAUCUGCCAACAGAAAACAUCAACUCAUGCAGCACCUGUGCUGCUCAGGUAAAGCAGCUUGUCGAAGAGAAUGAGGCUCUCAGAGCUGAAGUAGAGAGGAUGAAGCGGACGGCAGAGGAGCGCGAUCACGUUGCUGAGGCAGCCAAAUUAGUGAAAAGGUUGUGAAAGGCCCUGGGUAACGUCGAAACCAAAACACAACAAGCAGCUGAACCUGUUGUUGCUUGCCCAAAGGGCUCUUUUGCGAAUUGUUUUUACAGAGGAUGAGCUGCGAGGAAGGACACUGCUGGGUGGCAGGAGUAAUUUACACAUUGACCAGCCACUGAAGGAGGCCUUGGACCCUGUUCGUGUUCAAGCUGUGAUUGACUACACAUGCUCCAAGUUUCCUUCGGCCAGCAUCUCCUACAUAAAGAACAGCCUGUCCUCAAUGCUCGCAAGGGAGUUGAAGGAAUAAUUGACAAAUAAACUGCAGAGCCAUUGUAUGUACCAAAAGAACCCCGAUUCAUGUGCUUUUUCUUAAUCACAAAGUUAGACGUUUCUUUUUGCAUAACAUUACAGGGAAAGAGGCCUU
Dermacentor silvarum is the source of this 934-nucleotide messenger RNA. RefSeq lists its product as uncharacterized. The transcript is spliced from 6 exons. Bases 112 to 531 code for a protein of 139 amino acids. The record is from RefSeq and is a predicted model, not a curated record. NCBI's taxonomy places the organism in Eukaryota, Metazoa, Arthropoda, Arachnida, Ixodida, Ixodidae.